Messenger RNA from Fusarium falciforme, 1908 nucleotides. RefSeq lists its product as hypothetical. Lineage: Eukaryota; Fungi; Ascomycota; Sordariomycetes; Hypocreales; Nectriaceae. Gene Ontology annotation, cellular component: fungal-type vacuole membrane. The transcript is spliced from 6 exons. The record is from RefSeq and is a predicted model, not a curated record. The coding region runs from base 31 to 1908 and encodes 625 amino acids. Gene Ontology annotation, molecular function: calcium:proton antiporter activity. Gene Ontology annotation, biological process: calcium ion transmembrane transport; intracellular calcium ion homeostasis.
GAGUUUCCUGGCCGUCCCUCUCGUCCCGAGAUGGAUCCUGUGCCCGCUUGCUCUAAUGGCACCAACCCAGAUGACGGCUCAUCGGUUUCUUCAACCAGCGACGAUGAAGACGACCUUUCUGACGAAAGGCACUCGCCUGCCUUGUACGAAAGUGUCGAUACUUCCGAGGCGAGCGGAUCACAGGGCAGGCGGGCUUUUCGGAACGUGAGCUGGCGUCUGAGAGAUGCAAUGCAGCGAGCACUGCAUAUUUGGAACUCCCUCAAAGACGCCAUCCACCGACGACGAACGAGAUUGCGCGCAUCCAUCAUGGUAGCUCAGCCUCUGGAAGAACGCCUGGAGUCCCUAAACGAUAGCGGGGAGGCGAGAGCGACUCUUGCGGGACAGGUUGGAGCGAUGCUCGUGUCCUCCUGGAUGAACACCCUCCUCGUGUUUGUCCUAGUCGGCGCUGUAACAUAUCUGGCCGGGAUGAACCCGCUGUUGGUCUUCACGCGCAAUGCGAUCGCGAUCGUGCCCUUGUCUGCCCUAUUGACUGAUGCGACGGAGCGGAUUGCUGCAGUGGCGGGUGAUACUGUCGGGGCGCUUUUGAACAUAAGCUUCGGUAAUCUGGUCGAGCUAAUACUAUUGCUGACAUUCUGGAGUGGUAUCGCCUUGGCCAACAAUCAAGUCUCUAUAGUCCAGGCUUCCAUCCUCGGGUCCAUUCUUGUCAAUCUGCUCUUGAUCCUUGGCUCCGCCCUUCUGGCAGGUAGCAGCGUUAACAUCAAUCCCGUCUACAACACUGUAGAGGCACAGCUGCUUGCUUGUCUGCUCUUUGUGUCUGUCUUUGUCCUCCUGAUGCCUACAGCUUUUAUGUAUACCCUCGACAGCCGAAAGGACGAUAGUGGCACGGCCCUGCAAAUGAGCAGGAUUUCGGCGAUGAUUGUAUUGCUAAUUUACAUAUUAUACUUCGUGCACGAGAUUAAAUCGCGCUCAGACGAUGAAGUAACCAUCACUACGCCGCAUACCCUGGACAUUGAGAGCGGCCAAGGCAUGACUGGCGAGCCUCCCUUCCGUCGGCCUCCUCUUCAUCAGGGCUCGCAAAUUCUGCCUCCUCGCACAAUUCGUUUCGCAGAUGAAGACGACGCCGCAAGCACCACUCACAAGGCGAACAACGCGACAGAGAUGGAAAUGGUAGAAUUAGAGUCCGACGUCAACUUUGCCGCGCACCGCGGACGCAGCAGCGGAGGCACCUGGAACGGCACUACUCGACCGAGCCCUUACCAACUCGUAGAUGGUUCGUGCAGACACUCCCGGUCACUCUCCCUCAGCUCCAACCGAGGAUACCGCAGCCAAGACUCCUCUGUGAGCGGCGAGGGGCGGCAUCUCACUGCAUUUCAACUCCUGAGGGAUAACCGCGCGAACAUGGACCAUUUUGUGCACGACCAGCCGCAGCAGCAUGGCGAUAGGAUGGCUGCCGUGGCCAUGCUGAUAGUUACUUCGGUGCUCAUGUCGAUGUGCGCCGAGUUCCUCGUCGGCGCCAUCGACGACGUCACGCACGAAGGCGGCCUGUCAGAGCCGCUCAUCGGUCUCAUCAUCCUGCCCAUUGUCGGCAACAUCGCCGAAUACGUCACCGUUGUGACUGUGGUGGCCAGGGGAAAGCUUGACCUUGCCAUUGCUGUUUCUGUUGGCUCGGCCAUUCAGAUCUCCAUGUGCGUCACCCCCCUGACUAUUAUGGCGGGAUGGGCGCUGCAGCGGAACCUGGGCUUGACGUUUAAUGUCUUUGAAAUUGUGACGCUUGUUGGGUCGGUUCUAUUGGUGAACUUGCUCAUCCUUACUGAAGGGAGCUCGAGCCUGAGGACGAGCGGCUUGAAGGGGGCGUUGAUGUGUGCUUGUUACGUGAUAUUUGGUCUGGGGGCGUAUCUUUCUCCUUAG